AUGGUUCUAGAGAAGUUUGGUCUGCACUUCCGAAAAUCUAAAAACCCGAAAAGGACGAAUACAGGAGAUGAUAAGCCUCUCCCUGCGCUCCCAGUAACUGAUCAAGCGCCAGACAAGAUCUGCAUUCCAAUUGAACCAGAAAUACCUCCAAAGUCAAGCGCCGCAACCUCAGACAGUGGACAACCCACCGACCUGCCAAUCAAAGACCCAAAGAAGCCAGAAGAAGCAAUUUCGCAGAGAGGCGAAGUUGACGAUGUUUCAUCUCCAAUAUCUUUCACGCCUAGCAAGCUUGAUUCAGCCGAAUCUUCCCGCGGGGAGGUCGACAACCUGUGGGAUGUGGCUUACGAUAAUCUGAGGCCUCAGCAUGCCGACUUAUUGGAAAAGUACGAAAGGAUAUUGACGUUAUGGCUACGUGCAUACUUGAUACAACACAAUCAGAAAGCUUCUCGUAAUUAUCAAGAAAAAAAUCUGUUUCAACCUUCGCAUCAUCAAGAAAGGAGACAAUACGCUCAGGAUAUUAUUGCCUUCUGCCUCGAGUCUCAGCAAGAGAGCGAUGCUGGUGCCGAUACUGUUCAAGGGCGCAACUUAUUGAAAUCAUCAAUCGACAGUGGUGAAGAUUCAGCCCUCGCAUGGGCAGGAACAUGUCUUGCUCUACAGACACUCUUGCACUCUAGCGACCGACCAGAGAAGACGUUGGUGGGCAUCAACCACAUCAUAUCCGGAAUGUCGUGGUAUAAAUUACUUCCCAAGCUUCUUGGUGGCGAUGAAUAUAAGAGAGGCCUUCCUUUAAGCGAACAAACAACUCUCCGAGAUCGUAUAACAGAACUAUACCAACAGAUUCUCCUCUUUCAAGCUCGCAUCGUCUGUUUGCAAAUAGAUGCAAUUCAAGAGAACAAUCUUAUCCAGAUGGAUCAAAAUCUAUUAUCGAGAGAUGUGGAUGUGAAUGAGGCCGACGUGGUAAAGGCAGAGCAAGCACUUCUCAAUUUUAAUGGGAAGGAUAUUGAGAUUCAGAUUCAAAACUUUUCCACGCUUCUUAGUGAAAAGAAGGAUAAUAGGAUUGGAGAUGAGAAGCCCGAGCCUACAAAGAGCGACAGGAAGACUCCGAAACAAAUCUUGAACGCAAUCGAUCCACGAGUAUUAGAAGCGAACAUUCCAUCGGUGAAGAAUCUCUACGAAUGGGUCGAAUCUUCUUGUAAGUACAAGAAAUUCAUCACAGGAGACUUGCGUGUGCUCUGGGUGUGCGGUGACCCAGAUGCCGGCAGAACGAUGGUUAUUUGGUCAAUUGUCCGUGGACUCUCUCCGGUGAGCCACGGCUCACAAUCGACAGCCUUGUCAUAUUCAAUGUGCGGCACCGGCGAAAAUGAGGCGCAAAGCACUGUAUCUGUGCUAAAGUCUCUCAUCUACCUCGUCAUGGAACACCAACCUCAACUGGGCAGAUAUCUGACAGAGAAAUGCAACUUGGCAGAUAGUAAGGGAUUUUCUGAAUCCCAUGACGUAUACGCAUUAACCAUGCUGUUAUAUGACAUUAUCAGAGAUGAGACAUUUGAGUCGACUAUAUUCAUAAUUGAGGGAAUUGAUGAGAUUAAUUUCGAACACGAAAAUCCAAGCUCCUUCCUAUCACUCAUCCACACAACUAUAAAUCUGUCACAAAAUGUUAAAUGGCUCAUAUCCAGUUCAACUGAGUCAUUUGAACGUUUUUCUAAGUUCAGCAAUCUGUGUAUACCUGAAGAUGGAUGCAUAGGCAUCGAUGCCGCAUAUGAAGAAUUGCAGAUAACUUUAAAGGAUCAUUACAUUCUUUCAAAGGCUAACCAAAUAGCAAAUCACUGGGUCAUUGAAGGAGAAUUUCAACAUGAAAUCACUGAACUCCUCAAGAAGGCAUCUUCAGGAAACUUUCUGCGAGUUGACUUGGCAUGCCAGGCGAUACAACGAGAAAAUCCUUGGCAUGCUCCAACAAUUCUUGGAUGGCUCUCGCAGCCUUCGGCAGUAUACUCUGCAUACUCCGAUCCAUUGAAUAAUCUAUAUGCUCCUAUACGCGAAUAUAUUCGAAAUCUACCUUUCAAUGAUACUGAGAUCUGCGGAGAUGUGCUAAGUAUGAUGGCAACAGCAGCUAGACCUUUGGACCUUGUGGAGUUAGAAGCACUUUUGGAUUUUGCGGCACACGUCAAUGUUCAGUUCCUUGUGGGGAAAUGUUUUGCAUUCCUAGAAGUGCGUGACAAAAGAGUUCAUUUUCCACGCAAAUCUGCCAGAGAUUUGGUUCUCAGAGCGACACAGAGCGAAGGGGCAAAAUUGCAUUUGCAAAUCGUCGAACGCUGUCUCAAAUCUCUAUCAAAAUAUUGGAGCUCAUCUUCGGCAUAUUCAUCGCCAACCCCAGGCAAAAACUCAAAGGCACCCACGAACUAUGUGGCACUAUAUUGGGUUCGGCAUCUUUGUGAUGUUGAUGAUGCGGAUGAUGUUAUAGAUAUGACUGUUGGAUUUCUCAGCAAGAACCUUUUAAAAUGGCUGGAUUUCUUGGUAUAUUCAGGAUGGUUACCUCAAGCAACAACUCUGAUAUCAGCUUUACAAACCCAUGUCAAAAAGAACUGGAAUACUGGAGCGCGUGCUAAUGAUAUUCGUCACCGGGCGUUCUCAAGCAUUGUCUAUGAAACGCAUCGGUUACUGCAUUUCCACAGCAUGAUUCAAGGCGCCGCUGGUCUUACAGCCAAAACGACUCUUCUGUUCUGUCUCUGUAAUACGGCAAUUCAGGAAACCUUCCUGUCAAAGGAAUGGCCGUAUCUUGAAGGCCCCCCGAUGUUCCAAAACCACUGGCACCCCAUCAGUCAAAUUUUGAAGGGUCAUUCAGACUAUAUCCGUUGCUGUGUUUACUCUAACGAUGGAAAGCUCUUGGCCUCUAGAUCAGAUGAUGGUACUAUUCGUAUCUGGGACACAUCAUCGGGAAAACCACAGCAUGCAAUCAAAGCCUUUCCUAACGACUAUGAAAUAACAAUUGCUCUAUCCUCCACUGGCUUUAUUGCUGCAUCGAACAAGAGGACCGUCAAAAUCUGGAGUUUAUCUACCGGAGAACAGCUGAAGCUAUCAGUUGAGAAAUAUUCACGCGAUGAACCCAGCGCUAUCGGAGAUGCAUGUGGAAUGGCCUUUUCGCCGAAUACAAAAUAUGUCGCCAUUGGGACUUACAAACCCAACAAAAUAUACAUCUGGGACUGGAAAUUUGGAGGCCCUCCCGUGGAUCUCACUGGACACAUGGACGAUAUCAGCACAGUCGAGUUCUCAUCUGAUGGGUCAUUUCUGGCAUCGGCAUCAUACGACGCAACAGUUAGAUUGUGGCGAGAGCCAUGGAACGCCAAUCAAACCCCAUUAAUACUGAGCGGACACUUACAGAGCGUGUACGACUUGGCAUUCUCGCCUUCUGACACAUGCCUUGCUACUUGCUCCAGCGAUCAAACCAUUCGGAUUUGGGAUUACGGCAGUUAUAAAGCUCAGGUGCAGUCGGAAAGUGGCUCAAAGGACAGUCAAAGUACCCCACACGCGCGGUCUAUCUUACGUCUUGCGCUAUCUGAGGAUGGGAAGUGGGUGGCAUCGGCCUCUAGAGAUGGUCUAAUCUGCUUAUGGGAUGGCAAUUCUGGUAUGCUCCACCGGAGCUUAAGGGGGCAUGAGCAACCUGUUAGAUCGCUUGCAUUCAGCCAUGAUUCUCGCAAACUGAUAUCAGCCUCCGAUGACAGAACUGCUCGUAUCUGGAGCUUAAAGGACGAUUUCCAGUCACGCACGCUCUUUGGUCACCAAACCGCGGUACGCUGUGCUGUAUUAUCGCGUGAUGGAACACUCCUAGCUUCUGGAUCCAGUGAUACGACUAUACGCAUAUGGGAUCUUAUGCAGCCUGAGAUUGGAGGUACCAUAGCGACACAAGAAGCAGAAGGAGGAGGACAGAUAGGAGAGAUAGAAGAGUUGAACGGCGUCCAGGGAGUAAGAAUAUUUUAUGGUAAUAGAGGCUUCGUCUUAUGCGUUCUGUUUUCACAAGAUGAAAGAUACGUCUUGUCUGGCGCUGACAAUGGCGAGAUCAUGCUUUGGGACCUUCACACUGGCCAUCAAACCGGCUCCUCCAUCCAGGUUACAACUAUUAAAGAGAGGGGUGGGGAACGCAUAAAUGCAAUGACAUUUUCAGCCGACUCAAAAAGAUUUAUCGCAUCGGACGCAGAAGUAUAUCAAUAUGGAAUAUUACUGGAGAGAAUGGGAAUUUGA
This is a messenger RNA of Trichoderma gamsii, 4233 nucleotides long. RefSeq lists its product as hypothetical. The transcript has 5 exons. The record is from RefSeq and is a predicted model, not a curated record. Bases 1 to 4233 code for a protein of 1410 amino acids. Gene Ontology annotation, molecular function: protein binding. Lineage: Eukaryota; Fungi; Ascomycota; Sordariomycetes; Hypocreales; Hypocreaceae.